Molecule: messenger RNA, 2121 nt
Organism: Athene cunicularia (burrowing owl)
Lineage: Eukaryota; Metazoa; Chordata; Aves; Strigiformes; Strigidae
Gene: TMEM150A
Product: transmembrane protein 150A
Exons: 7
Coding region: 39-830 (263 amino acids)
Source: RefSeq, a predicted model, not a curated record
UGGGAGGGGCGUCUCGGGCCCUUUUUCUGGCCCCAAACAUGUCCUGUAGCUGCCCGUUGGACACCAUGUCCCUCAUCGGUAUGGUGGCAAGGUACACCAUGGCACUUUCCAACAACUACAUCUGCCCUGUCCACAACUGGAAUUACAAUCAAUCGUGCGGUGUGGAUGGCCCUGUCUCCUGCUGCACACUGAACCAUAUCCCCCUUGUCAGCAAGUGUGGCACCCUGCCUCCUGAGAGCUGCUUCUUCAGCCUCAUCUGCAGCCUGGGCUCCUUCAUGGUCAUCCUGGUGGGGCUACUGCGGUACGCCCACCUCCUGGAACGCCUUGGGCCAUCUCUCCUCAACACCUUGGGGCUGGCCACUGGCUGGGUCUGCGCUGCCGGCCUCACCAUGGUCGGCAACUUCCAGGUGGAUCAUGCCAAGGUGUUGCACUACAUUGGGGCGGGGGUGGCCUUUCCUACCAGCAUGCUCUUCCUGCUCCUGCAGUCCAUCCUCACCUACCGCAUGGCCAAAACCCGUGGGCAGUACUGGACCGGCCACUUACGUAGCAUCCUCACUGCUGUGGCCUUCCUCACCCUUGUCUUCAGCGGUGUGUUCUUCAUCCAGGAGAGCUUUGUGCUGCAGCACGUGGCUGCCCUGUGCGAGUGGAUGUUCAUCAUCGAUGUUCUGGUCUUCUAUGGUACCUUCACCUUUGAGUUUGGGGCCAUCUCCACAGAUACCUUCCUGGUCCUGCUGAAAGCCAGCCGAGCCCCUAAAAGUUACAAGGGUGAGAGCAGCGUGUCCAGCACAGCCCACAUCCACAGCCAUGCGGAGGGCCUGGCUAUGGCCUGACCCCCACAGGAGGCAGGCUCAUGGUGGGGACUCCCAAAUCAGGCUCUGUCAGUGACUCCCCUGCCUUGAAUGUCUCUGAGACCCCAGCUGCCUCGGGAUGUGUGUGUGCAUGUGUGUGCACGCGUGGGUGUGCAGUGCCCUCUCCUCCUGGUGGGAGCUGCAGCUAAGGCUCCUUGAGCAAAUGAAGCCCACUGCAGGAGCUGCCCCUUCCCUGCCCGCAAGGUUUGGGGUCACUCCUGGGGUGCAGAGAUGCCAGCUGGGUGCUGCUAUUGGCAGCGCUGGGAUCUGCCCCUGAGCCUCAGUGGUUCCCCAUCUGAGUUGAGGGCUGUCACAGGCAAUCCUAUAGAGGCCCCCUUCUGUAAGGGAUGUGGGGGAACCGGGGGCUCACCCUCCCCUCACCACACAAGCCUGGUGUGCUGGGGAGUGGGGGUUGCCACUUCUCCCUCCUCCACAGCCACGGAGAUAGGGUUCAGCAGAGCAAGACUUCCAGCUGGCCUCUGUGACUGUCAGAGGAGCCAAAAACCCAAAGUGCCUUUUCCCUUUCUUGGGAAGUGAUAACAGUGCCAGUCUGCACCCCCAGUGAGGGUGGCAGCAGGGGGUCUCUCCCUGCCAGCCCAGGGAGGGGUGGUGCCUUGCACUGCUGCAGGAUGACACCAGCAGUGCCGGUUGGAGUGCACUGGCCCUCCCAGCCAGGGCUCUCGCUGCUCAGGGCCUUCCAUGCCUCCAGCCAAUGACUUUUCCACAUUUUUUUAUCUUGGAGGAGAAUUGCUGACACGUUUCCAUGCUCCCCAGUGGUCAACUAGGUUAGGAAAUGGGUCUCUGUGUUUACUGUCCCACUGGGGAUGUCCUGCAAACACAGCGCCCGCAGAGCAGCGGAUUUCCCCUCCAUAGCGCUGCCAACCCAAGCUGUCCCAGUGAGGAGCGUGUGUGCCCCAGCCCCAGUCUCCCAGCCCGGGGGUGGGUUACUGCUAGCCCUCCACCUGGGGAGCGCAGGCACAGAGAGGGGAAGCAUAUCUAUAGGAACAAGGGAAGCCCGUGCCCCCUUCUGCUGGAACUCCCAAAUCCGUCCUCUGGUGCCUUCCCCAUGGCUCAGCCCUGCCAGCGCCAGCCUGCUGAGAGCCCGUCCUACUCAGCCCCAGCCUCCCCGGGCUGAGCCCCAGCCUGGGGCGGCCUGGGAAGGGUGUUGGGGUGGAGGGGUGGGAUGUAGAGGGGGAUGAAUGCAUCUGUAUGUGUGUGUGUGUAUAGAUCUACAUAUAUAUACAUCUAUAUAUAAAUUUCCCUUGUCCCUGGA